AUGGCUCUAGUGGGUCAGCCAGCCACGUUCUGCUACGAUGGCUUCGUCGGUGACGGUGUGCCCGCGUUCAUGGACGCCGGUGGCGUCGGGUUCGGCUACGGGUACGAUCACCACUCCCAUCUCCUCGAGGAGGAAUGCUUGCUCGGUAGCCACGCCCACGGAUGGGAGUUGCCGCCGACCGGCAAUCUUGGCGCCGAGGCGCCGGGCAGCGUCAACGCGUUCGGGGGCCACGACGUCGGCUGGACGAACCCAGCUGGCCGCCUGUCGUCUUCUUCGGCCUCCUCCUCGGUGCUCACCUUCGACAACCAGGGUGAGGACAACUACCCCGCUGCCACGUGGAUGGACGCCGCGGACCAGCUGAGCUACAGCCCGUCAACGGCAGCUGCGGCAACCGCGCUGGCAGGAAGCUUCAGCUUCGAGGGCUGCGGCGGCAACGGCCGCACGGCGGCGUCCCCUUCGCACAAGCGGCCUCGUGCGCACGCGGAGGCACAGCAGGGCACGGAGCAAGAAAGCACUACCCUUCCCAAGAAGCAGUGCGGCGGCGAUAGGAAAUCAGCAGUCAAGCCUAGCAAAACGUCCGCGCCCACCAGUUCGGCCAAGGACCCUCAAAGCGAUGCAGCCAAGACUCGUCGUGAGCGGAUCGGGGAGCGUCUGAGAGUCCUGCAGGAGCUGGUGCCCAACGGCAACAAGGUGGACAUGGUCACCAUGCUCGACAAGGCCAUCACUUACGUCAAGUUCAUGCAGCUCCAGCUUACGGUGCUCGAGACGGACGCAUUCUGGCCUGCUCAGGGAGGCGAGGCGCCGGAGAUCUCCCAGGUGAAGGCGGCACUCGACGCCAUCAUCCUCUCGUCGUCGCAGCAGCUUCGUCAGUGGAGCUAA
This is a messenger RNA of Triticum turgidum subsp. durum (durum wheat), 879 nucleotides long. The record is from the annotation of a GenBank genome assembly. NCBI's taxonomy places the organism in Eukaryota, Viridiplantae, Streptophyta, Magnoliopsida, Poales, Poaceae.